AUGUCUUCCAACAAGCUUGGCGCCACUACCCAUUCACCACCUUUCUUCCACAACUGCAGAGAGACACCUGAGGAUAUCAAAGAGCUUUUUGAGAAAGCUAAAGUUCAGCCAACCUUCAAGACCCUCUACAAGAUUGAAGACCCAGGUCAAUUCUCUAUUCCCUGUCAAGUAAAUGGUCAUUACUUUGAUAGAACACUAUGCGAUUCUGGCUCUUGCAUAAACCUCAUGCCAACCCAAACCGCCAAACUCCUUGGCAUCACACGCUUGCAACCUGCUCAAAUUAGUAUUGGACUUGCUAACCAUACUAUAGCCAAGCCAAGAGGAGUUGUUGUUGAUGUUCUUCUAGAGAUUGGAGAUAUCAAGAUCCCGGUGGACUUUCAUGUCAUAAACAUCAAGGAGGAUGUGACACACCAUUGA
Messenger RNA from Microthlaspi erraticum, 417 nucleotides. NCBI's taxonomy places the organism in Eukaryota, Viridiplantae, Streptophyta, Magnoliopsida, Brassicales, Brassicaceae. The record is from the annotation of a GenBank genome assembly.